Molecule: messenger RNA, 1309 nt
Organism: Guillardia theta CCMP2712
Lineage: Eukaryota; Cryptophyceae; Pyrenomonadales; Geminigeraceae
Exons: 5
Coding region: 88-1224 (378 amino acids)
Biological process (GO): amino acid transmembrane transport
Cellular component (GO): vacuolar membrane
Molecular function (GO): amino acid transmembrane transporter activity
Source: RefSeq, a predicted model, not a curated record
AGCAAUACAAGGGCUCUGAUCAAUGUGCUCAAAGCAUACGUUGGUUCUGGGGUGCUGGGCCUGCCGUACGCCUAUUCUCAGGGAGGCAUGAUGGCUGCUUUCACUGGGAUGACGUUGAUCUCCAUUCUUUCAACCAUUUGUGUUUUUAUGUUAUUAAGCUGUAAAAAGAAGUUGGGGGGGCGAACUCGUUCAUUCGGGGACGUGGGAUAUGCGGCCUGCGGCAGGACUGGACACGUGCUGGUUGAAUUCUGCGUUGUCUUGUCACAGAUGGGUUUCUGCUGCGCAUAUCUGAUCUUCGUCGGGGAGAACAUGUACAAGUAUGUGAAACCAUAUGUGGUGAAGGAGGACAAUGUAAUUUGGGCGAUCGUCCCUGGAAUUUCUCUGCUGUGCUGGAUCCCUUCGUUGGAUAUUUUGGCACCGUUCAGUUUGUUUGCAGUGCUGUUGAUCUUCAGCGGGCUCAUUACAGUUGCAUGGAACUCGAUGCCUUUGUUUGGAACCGGCCCAGAUGUACAAGAAUACAUUCCCUCCACUAUGCCGAUAUUUGUUGGGAUGGCGAUUUACGCGUUUGAAGGCAUCGGCUUGGCGAUUCCCAUCGAGAAUUCGAUGAAACAUCCCGAGUCUUUCCCCUUCGUCUGGGUGCUUGGAAUGGUCAUAGUGACUAUCACUUAUAUCACAUUUGGGGCUUUUUGCUACUCUUGCUACGGAGAUGAAGUCCCUUCAAUCAUAACGAUGGUCCUCCCCGACGACUUGGUGUCGUUCUUGGUCAAGCUUGGGCUCUGCAUUGCCCUGCUCUUCACCUAUCCCAUCGCCAUCUAUCCCGUCUUCGAAAUAGUUGAGGAGGGAUGGUGCUGGAGGUUCUUGAGGGCUCCUCCUCCUGAGGUUCUCCCGGGGCAUCACGCGGUCUCGUUACAGGAAGGAGUAUCUGAAAAUUCUUUCCUAUGGAAACGAAGGCUGACAAGAGUCGUCCUCGUCAUGAUCACGGCGACAGCAGCUGUUGUUAUCCCAGACUUCUCGAUCGUAAUGGCGUUCAUCGGAUCGGUCCCCUCCAACAUCAUGGCGUUCGUCCUCCCGACCCUCUUCCACAUCUUCGUCUUCUGGAAGUCCAUGGGCUUCUGGGGCAGGUUGUUCGAUGUCACGCUCUUCUCGUGCGGGAUCUGCGCUGUUGUCAUCUGCACCUGGACUUCCAUGUUCGGAGUGAACAAGCCCGUCGGCCUGCCGCGGUAACUUUCAGCUGGACUGCCAUGAUUUGUGCUAGCCGCGAAGUAGCCACUCUACCUCUAGUAGAUCAUAGUACAACUUUGAAAGCAUC